Molecule: messenger RNA, 1617 nt
Organism: Rhinocladiella mackenziei CBS 650.93
Lineage: Eukaryota; Fungi; Ascomycota; Eurotiomycetes; Chaetothyriales; Herpotrichiellaceae
Exons: 2
Coding region: 1-1617 (538 amino acids)
Source: RefSeq, a predicted model, not a curated record
AUGAUCUCUCGGAUCGUCGUGAAGCUCGACAACUAUUCCAAUACGUCCAAUUCAUUAUCGCCACUCCAUGCGGCACAUCGCGAAGACAAUAUCCCUUCCCACUCAGAAAUCAGGGCCAACGAUAACAGGUUGUUGAACGAAGCCCUGAUGAAUGCGAUAUACGCCUACUCUGCUCGCUGGCUGCCAUUGCGGAGCGCGAUUCAAGAUUCAGCAGGAAGCGAUGCGACUGAUGCCAAACGAGUGGAGCAAGAUGUGAGAGAUCACUUGUGGAGGAGAGCUCGUACGUCGAUGUUCUCGGCCAUGUCGCGCCCAAGCUAUCGGGCCGUCCUGGCGCUUCUCCUCGUGUCACUCACCGAGAUGCCCCUCGACAAUGAUGAUCAAGGAUUCAAUGAUCUCUGCUCUCGGAUGGUCUUAUCGCACCUCAACUUCCUUCAAUCGGUUCAUGAAUCCCCGGGCCUGCGCCCUCUUGCUCGACAUACGAUGGUUCUUCCAUUGUCAGCACUAGGAAUUACCUAUCCAGUCUCUUCGCAGAUCACAGAUCUCGAUGCCGAGAAACGCCAACACAUGCAAGAUACAAUAUUCUGGCUGGGUGUUAUGAACGACACCCGUAUGUCACUGAUGUGGCAGUCUCCAUCCCUCUUGCUCCCCUGCGAGUUCGGAGACAGAAAGGUAUGGAACUUCAUUCGACAACGCACCGUGAUCUUUGAUAACUCCUUCCGAACCCUGCACGGAUCUCAAAUCCCCCUUGACCCCCGAGUCGUUACCAUCCUGCUGCAACAUGCUUCGGCUUGCAAAACCAUGUAUCUGAGCGUCAUCAAUCGGUUCUGUGACGCUUUAUUUCAUCAUAAUGUUUCCGACACCGUGGAGGAGGCCGCUCAGAGGAUUAUAGACGAGUCUGCUCGUUUUCACGACGUGUUUGACGAUCUGUUAUCCAUAUGUGCGCGGGAUUAUUUGACCAUGCCUAAAAGAAGUCAGUUGAACUACGUGCUACUGAUGGCACAUUACCAUCUCGGGUCCUUAAUUCUAGCCGAUAUCCUCGAUAAAAUCGAAGCGGUACCCGAAUCCUUAAGGAAUCCGUUCUUGUCACGUCAUUACGCUUGCCAGGGCGUGGUGAAUGCUCUCAGCCUCAUCUUGCAAUUGGACCGACACAGCGAUCCGGAUUCCGUCUAUAGCAGCCUUUUUCUGCUCGAUCCGGUCCCUGAACUAAUGGUGGAGGUGCUGUCCCGCACGGGAUCGGCAAUAUUCCUGCUCCAUGACAAGGGUCUAGUCGCACCGUCUCCAGCACAGACGAUGCUCUCAGUUGUCAUGACGGUCCUAAGUAUCCUCUCACAAAUCUCAGUCACAGCUUCCCUAGUCCUUUUGUCGAUGACCCAGAGGAAUGUCGAGCAUAAACUCAAGAUCCGAGAUGAUUAUCUAUAUACGCCGAUAUCAUCGAAUGCGGAAAUGUCUUGGGCCCUGUCAACUUGCGAUCGCCACUUCGUUGAUGAAUUCCUGCAAGAGAUGAAGAUCCAGGCAAGCGUCGACGGUUCAAUAUUGGAAAGAACCAUCCGAAAAUAUGAAGAUACCGCUGAAAUCCGAGACACUUUGCGGCAGCAUCAACCCUCGAGAUGUACAUGA